UGCGGAGUCUGUAAAAUGCCUGAACUCUGCCUGUUUUUUCUUAGAAAGGGGGUCCCUGUGUUUUUUUAUGGCAGACGGUGUCUCCCUGAGAUUCGGAGCCUGCCUCCCAGCUUCGUCUCCCUCACUGGUUUUUUUUUCCUCCCUUUUGCAGAUUAUGUUUACUUUGAGAAUUCCUCUAGCAACCCCUACCUCGUUCGCCGGAUCGAAGAGCUGAACAAGACCGCCAAUGGCAAUGUGGAGGCCAAGGUGGUCUGCCUGUUUCGAAGGCGUGACAUCUCCAGCAGCCUUAACAGCCUGGCUGACAGCAACGCCCGAGAAUUCGAAGAGGAGUCCAAGCAGCCCACAAUGUCGGAGCAGCAGCGGCACCAGCUGAAGCACCGGGAGCUCUUCUUAUCCCGCCAGUUCGAGAGUCUCCCUGCGACCCACAUACGGGGGAAAUGCAGCGUGACGCUGCUCAAUGAGACGGACAUCCUUGGCCAGUACCUGGAUAAAGAGGAUUGUUUUUUCUACUCACUGGUUUUUGACCCAGUUCAGAAGACUCUCUUAGCUGACCAGGGUGAGAUUCGGGUGGGCUGCAAGUACCAGGCAGAGAUCCCUGACCGACUGGCCGAAGGAGAGUCUGACAACCGGAACCAGCAGAAGAUGGAGAUGAAGGUGUGGGACCCGGACAACCCCCUCACGGACCGGCAGAUUGACCAGUUCCUCGUGGUGGCUCGGGCUGUCGGCACCUUCGCGCGGGCCCUCGACUGCAGCAGCUCCAUCCGGCAGCCCAGCCUUCAUAUGAGCGCAGCUGCCGCCUCCCGAGACAUUACGCUGUUCCACGCCAUGGACACCCUGCAGCGGAACGGCUACGACCUGGCCAAGGCCAUGUCCACGCUGGUGCCCCAGGGAGGCCCCGUGCUGUGCAGGGACGAGAUGGAGGAGUGGUCGGCGUCGGAAGCCAUGCUCUUCGAGGAGGCCCUGGAGAAGUACGGCAAGGACUUCAACGACAUCCGGCAGGACUUUCUCCCAUGGAAGUCUCUGGCCAGCAUCGUGCAGUUCUACUAUAUGUGGAAAACCACAGACCGAUACAUCCAGCAGAAAAGGUUGAAAGCAGCUGAAGCUGACAGCAAACUGAAGCAGGUGUACAUCCCCACCUACACAAAACCCAAUCCCAACCAAAUUGUCUCCGUGGGCUCUAAGCCUGGUAUGAAUGGCGCCGGCUUCCAGAAAGGACUGACCUGCGAGAGCUGCCACACUACCCAGUCGGCACAGUGGUAUGCCUGGGGCCCUCCCAACAUGCAGUGCCGCCUCUGCGCCUCCUGUUGGAUCUACUGGAAGAAAUACGGUGGCCUGAAGACCCCGACCCAACUCGAGGGAGCGGCACGCAGCGUCACGGAGCCUCACUCCAGGGGCCACAUGUCUCGGCCAGAAGCCCAGAGCCUCUCGCCAUAUACGACCAGUGCCAACCGGGCAAAACUUCUGGCCAAGAACCGGCAGACGUUCCUGCUGCAGACGACCAAGCUGACCCGUAUUGCGCGCCGGAUGUGCCGGGACAUCUUGCAGCCACGUCGGGCGGCUCGGCGUCCUUAUGCACCCAUCAACGCCAAUGCCAUCAAGGCAGAGUGCUCCAUCCGGCUUCCCAAAGCAGCAAAAACACCCCUCAAGAUCCACCCUCUGGUGCGGCUUCCCCUGGCGACCAUUGUCAAGGAGCUCGCUGCACAGGCGCCCCUGAAACCAAAAACCCCACGAGGCACGAAGACGCCCAUCAAUAGGAACCAGCUGACCCAGAACCGAGGCUUGGCCGGCAUCGUGAGCAAGCGAGCCUAUGAAAGUGUGGCAGGGGGCGGGCUCCCCUUCUCAGCCAACGGGCGGCCCAUGACUUCCGGAAUGAGGUCGAGCACUCAGCCUGCCAUCAAGCGCCAGAAGCUGAACCCGGCCGACGCCCCCAACCCUGUCGUUUUUGUGGCUACCAAGGACACCAGGGCGCUCCGAAAGGCCCUGAGCCACCUGGAGAUGCGCCGAGCUGCCCGCCGGCCCAACCUUCCGCUCAAAGUGAAGUCGGUGCUGCCCCUCCGGCCCGUGGUGGCUCCCCUGGUGCCCGUGCCCCCAGCCCAUCCUGCAAGCACCAGUGAGCCCAUCGUCCUGGAAGACUGAGUGCUGCCGUCUCUCUGGCACCCCUCUAGGAUCUCUGUAGCCAUCUCACCCCAGCACCAACGCCCCUUUUCUGUCUCCGAGGCCUGUCUGACAGAGGGAACUUUGGAGCUCCGCACGGCUGCCAAGCGUCUGCUGCCAUCAGGCUAGGCAGGAAGGGGGCAUCUCGUCUCACCCCCACCCCUCUGGUGGAUCCUGGGCAUCCACCUUUCUCCUUUUUAUAUAUAUAAAUAUAUAUAUUUUAAUUUCUACAUUUUACAUUGUUUUGCCCUUUCCCUCGCCCCCCGUGGACUUGCGCACAAUGCUGCUUCCCCCCCAUGGCAGCGGUAGAAAUUCAGGUUGCGCCCUCCUCUUUUUCCGGGGGUGAAAUACUGUAGGGGUGGCAGGGAAUCGGGAGAACGCAGAGUCCCUGUCCAAGGUCCUCCCAUCCCACCUCUAUGACUGCUUCCCCCUUUCCGUUUGUGUGUCCUCUUUCUUUUCUUUUUUGGGGGAGGGUGUGUGUGUGUCUUUUUUUUAAACUUGCUCUCUGGUCCCACAUACGCCACGUAUUUGGGAGAGAAGAACAAUCCCACUUCCUUCUUAACACGGCUACUCCUAGGCCCUCAAACCCCCCCCCCAACCUUUGAAGAGCCCAUUUUUUUGUACAUGGUUUGGAGAGGAAAAGUCAGUUUUUUUAAAGUCAGCCUCUGGUUCUUAUAGCAACAAAGAAAUAAAGAAAUAAAUGCUGUUUUCUUCA
Molecule: messenger RNA, 2869 nt
Organism: Pogona vitticeps (central bearded dragon)
Lineage: Eukaryota; Metazoa; Chordata; Lepidosauria; Squamata; Agamidae
Source: RefSeq, a predicted model, not a curated record